UAUAUUUUGUCGGCUUAAAAAAUCCCCGAGCAACCUUCCCAAACAAUAUGGCGGUAACAGUUUGAAGUUUUUAAAAAGAUAAUCGACAAUUUUGAGUGAAAGCAUCAUGGAAGGUGACACGUUCGGUGUCAGAAUUUCACCACCGCAAUUGGAAUUCUUUGAUACAGAUGUCAACACUGUUCAUGAGCUGAACAUCACUGUGAAAAACAUAAGUAAAUCAAGUAAAAGCAUACGAUUUUAUGGACCAAAAUCUAAAUUCUUCAAUCUAAAAGUAAAAAACCCUACAAAGCCAGUGGCAUCAGGCUUAUGCGUCCCAGCUAUUAUUGAAUUUGAAACCAGUGAAGCAAAAGAGAUUCGUGAUAGACUGGUUGUAACUAUUGACGGAGAUGUGGCUGAAAUACCAUUGAUAGCAUAUCCUAUGCAGCCUAUGCUAGAAAUUGAAGAAGUUGUUGACUUUGGAAGUCUUGUAGCCAGCAGUAAAACAAUAUCAAAAGAAAUUGCAUUAACAAAUCAUGGAUCUAAAGCUGGAGAAUUUAAACUGAAGUAUUCCGGGGACAAACCUUUAGCCAUUGUACCCACAAGUGGCAAUGUACCUCCUAAAAGUGUACAGUUGAUAAAGAUUGAAUAUGUAACAAAAGAACCUGGAAACUUAGAAGAGCAUGUGAGAGUUAAACUAGAAGGAAGAGAACCUAAACAACUGACAAUAAAGGGAAGAUUAGUUGACAGAGCUUUAGAAGUUUUAUCUGUAGAUACUGGGGCACCAGUAGAUUGUGUACAGUUUGGCAGUACCUAUUAUGGGUGUGACAGAACCCAGUGUGCAUUACUGUACAAUAACAGUCCAGAAUCUGUUAACUUUGUAGCUGUACUAGAUGAAGAUGCUGUGGCUCAAGAAAUGGGAAUAGAUUUGACAAAAAGUACAACUGAUGCCUUGGCUAAUACUGGGAAUGGAGAUAAAUCUAAAGGUGGAACUAAUGUCCUAACAUCACUAGUUACUGCCAUACCUAAUCAGGGAAUACUUAAACCGUAUGAGAAAAUACCUGUUUUCUUCAGGUUCAGUCCAAGAUGGCAUGCUGCUAAAGAAGGAUGGAAAUGUAACCAAGAUCCACCACCAAGAAAAGAUUUUGCUCUGUUUGUGAAAAUACAGAUUAUAGGCUCUAAUGGAGGGUUCACAGAACAAGGGUCAACAAAAAGUGAUACAUCAGUGGAGAUAGCAUUGGCAGGAACAGCUCUUCCAGUUUUAGUUGAUAUCGAACCUUCAAUGAAGUUUGAUUUUGGAGAAUGUCCAGUCGGAGAACAUGCUGAUGUUUUAUGUACUAUCCACAACAGCUCAAACGAAUUACCAGUGAUUUUCCAGUUUCGUAAAAUUGCUCAUUUCACAACUCACCCAGCAAGUGGAAAGAUAGAGGCUGGACAAAGUCAAGAUGUUAUUUUCUCUUUUGGUCCAAAACAGAUUGGAAGCUUUAAACCAACCCAGCUAUUAGACAUAAUUGGGCAAGUAGCAGACAAUAGGAAUCCUACCAUGACUUAUCUACAGGUCAUCAAUACAAUGGCCGUACAGUUCUCAGGCAGCAGUGACCCAAUACCAAAGAAAAGGAAGCCAAAAUAUAACCCAGGUUUAACACCAUACAUCAGCAAUGAGGUUGGCAUGUUUGCUGAAACAACAUUUUCUGAAGUAGGUGACAAUGAUUUGAGGAAUGCCAUAGCAGGUGGACAUAAGACUCAGUUACAUAGGACAGCUGAGGAUAAAACUGGAGCUAAAGUUGCCUUCCCUAACGAUAGAGCACAGAGUAUUAGGCCAAGUGAUAACACAUACAAAACGAUAUUCACCAAAGCAGAUAGACAUACUUACAUUGACCCAGAUUAUGCACUUAAUGAGGAAGAAGGUCAAAUGAAAAAUUCACACAGAGACAGUUAUGUAGCCAUGCUUAGAGAGAUGAGACAAAACAGGCUCAAUAAAAUGAAAUCCAAGGAGUUUAACCAGACAAACAACAAAACAGAUAUUGGUAUAAAAUCUGCUGCAGGGCUCAGACCAAAAAUUCUGAAGCAGGAUGAAAUAGUACCUGAUCCUAGAAGUCCAUCUCCACCAAACUCAGAGUACAAACUACUUAGUACUAAAGAAUUGGCUGAGGUUGAACAGUUGUCUAGGAGUAAACCGGUUUGUGAAGGUCUGAAUGCUGUACCUACAACCAAUGAGGAAAAGGCAGAUUGUACAAAAUGGCUGUCACCACAACAGUUACAUCAGAUUAUUGUGGGUCCACCAGUAUUAGAUUUUGGUAAAGUUUGUCUGAGAUCUGUGAGGACAAUGAAUUUAAGUAUUGUCAACAACCUUAAACAACAUAUCCAUGUUGUAGCUGAGAUUGAUUGUAGAGAGUUAAGACAGAGCAGUCCCCUGUCACAAGUUAUACCACCAAUGUCCAAGGCUAAUCUACCUAUUGUAUUUGAGUCUAAUGUCAAAGGAAAAUUCCAAAGAUCAGUUUCCUACCAGAUUAAUGGUUCCUAUAAACACCAUGUGACUGUUAUAGCAGAGGUAGUACCUGUAUCAUUAAAGCUGUCAACAGAUGAGUUGAUUCUGGGGGCUUCAUUUGGUCUACCAGCUGAAGCAGGUUUCCGUGGUGUGAUAACAUUACAUAAUCCACUAAACCAUGCUGCAGAGUUCACAUGGACACCAAUACUAGGUGACAGAGGAACAGCCUUCUCUAUAAGACCAGCUGAAGGUACUGUAGAUUCUUUCAAAGACUUAGACUGUGAGGUAGUAUGGCAUCCAUCUUAUUUAGCUCCUGAGGAUGGGAUGUUCUCCCUCAAAGUACAUGGUGGUCCUACAUUGCAACUCAGCUGUAGAGCAGAGCUUGGAACAGCCAGUGUACAGUUUGUAGAACGGAGAAUCAUGUUUGGUCAAACUCCUAUAAAUCUGACCACUACAAGGACAGCAAUGUUAGCCAACACAGGACAAACUCAUGCCUACUUUCAGGUGAUAGACUCAAACCCUUUCCCUGGACUCACUGUUUCACCUGUACAUGGAGUGGUACCAGUAGGUGGGUUUGCAGAAUUAAAAGUCAUGUUAACCCCACAAGCUAUGGUCAAGUUUGAUACACGAGUCCAAGUGGCAAUCAAACAAGGAAAGACACUAGAACUUAGAAUGGGUGGCACAGUAGAGCCACCUACUGUUGACAUAGAUCUACCAAACUUUAACUUUGGUGGUGUCUACUGUGGGUCAGGAUCUACACAGUCCUUUAGAUUAGCAAACAGGGCUGUUACUAAAGCUAAACUAGAAUUUGAUCUAACCAGAUUUAGAGACUUCAGUCUUAGUUUCCCUGGUUACCAGACACAAGAGGACUACAGUUUCCAGCUACUAAACCCAGGAAUGUUUACUGUUACCAUGGCACCAGAGGAAACCAUUGAAGGAGAACUGAUAUUUAUGCCAACUGAGGUGGCAGCAUAUGAUUUUGUGAUGCCAUGUAUUGUCAACAUGCUUGGAGCACCAACACCAGCCCCGACUCCAUUUCCGCCUACACCAGCACCAUCUAACAAGAACAGUUUACAACAUAUUAUAAAUCCACGACCUCAACCUUUCUCUGUAGCGACACCUAGUAAACAUGUGAUAGCUACAGCCCUCAGACAACCACUGACUCUUUCUUCAAAUAAGAUUGAGUUUUCUUUACCAUCAACAUUUGAGGACCCUUCAUCUUCAACUGGUCUUGGUGUUACAAAGGGUACUGUCAUGGUAAACAACAGUGAUCAGCCAAUCAAAUGGACAUUUGACCUGAGCAUGCCCAAUAAAGCUCUAGAUCUUGGCAUAUUAAAGUUUGUACAUCCUACAGGAACCCCAUUUGUUGUAAUGGGUGGAACAGAAUCUAAGGGAAUUGAAGGAACCAUAGAACCAGAGAAAACACAAGGCGUAUCCAUCAUUUUCUGUCCAAAGGAACCAGGUGUACAUGAAAUACUGGUACCAGUUUUAGUGAAUGAUGAGGAGAAGCCAUACCAGUAUAUCCAGAUUUAUGCUGAGAUGAAGUCUCCACGUCUUUGGUUUGACCCCUUGGCUAUUGUACUGACACCAGUACCAUUGCUGACAGAAGUCUCAUCAGAAUUUACUGUUUUGGCUGCUCAAUAUUUCAAAAAAAGUGGUGUAGUUGUGGAACUUCCAGAAGUAGAAUGUGAAGAUGGCAGCACUAUCUGUCCUUUGACAGUCACAUGGUUAGAGUCAUCAGAAGUAAGACCAUGUAAUGGAGAUGAAGGACAGAUGGAGCCAUGUGCCUUAGCAUGUAAAGUGACAUUCUCUAGUCCGAGACCUAUAUCAUUCUGUGCUCCUAUCAAGUUUAUAGAUGAUGACAAACGAGAAUUUAGGUUGAACAUAACUGCCACAGCUGAUAACUGCCUACUGACGUGUUAUCCAUUCCUAGCAAUACACAGAACAGACCAUCAAAUUGUCUGUGAACAAGGAGGUUCUCCUAAAGGAAGAGCAAUGUCUUUUAGAGAGGCUGUAAACAAUACUGGAGAAGCAGUCAUUGUACCAUGUGCUUCCCCUAACCAUAACAGUAGACCAAGUACCAGUGCAACCAGUUCAAAUUUCCAAAUCUCUUCCUCUAGUUAUGAGUCAUCUACUAGUGGUACAGAUUCCACCAAUGGUGACACACCUAUUAAUAGAGAUGGUGCCAUGAACAAGCCUCAGUCUGGAUCAGAGUAUAACCAGAGUCGUACCCAACAGGACCUUGCCUCAAGGUCACUGGGAUCAGCCAUGUUCCCUGAUGAGGAUACAGAGGAGGGAAUAUUCCACAUGGAGGUGUUAUUAGCCAAUCAAAGAUGGUUUUCAUCACAAGGAUGGCCUGGAGGGCAGUUUCCUAUUACUAUUCCUAAUACACUUAGAUGUGGUAUAAGUAGAAAGCCAAUCCAAGAUGACAUGCCAAAGAAAGCUGGAAGCUGGGACACAAACAAUUUGAAGAAAGAAUUUAAAACAAUUUAUGAUAUGAUUUCCAAUCUGGCAGGAAGAUCUGUGCCAGGAAUACCUAUAAAUGCUGGACUGCCAUCAGAUCCUGUGGAGCGUGUCAAACAAGUUUACUGGCAGCAUUCUACACUGCUUACAUUUAUCAGAUGUCAGGGAGCAUGCAUUGCUUCAAUUAACCCAGAAUACCUGAUGGAGCCUCGUGAUUACCAUUUAUGGAAACAAAUGCAGAAGCAGAUGAAACAAGAUCUUUUAAAACAGGGGGACCAUGAAGGGGCUAAUGCUGUUAAUAUUGAAGAGGAGCUCGAGGAUGAUGUGUUUGAAGCUGUUUCUAAGAGAGCAUGGACUGAUAUUCUUCUACAGUUAUAUAAGACAUUAGUCUUGGCCAAAGUUACACCUAGGACUUUGAAGAACACAUCAUCACCUGACAAAACACUAGAGAUCCCAGCUAUUAACCCUGAUCCUUUAAGUAGUAACAUCUACAGCGUGGCAGAGAGAAUCCUCUUGUCUUGGUUAAAUCAUCAUUAUGAACAUUACAGGGAAAGGAUCUGGAACAACUCUCCAAAAGGUGGAAUACCCCCAUCUAGAUGGAUAGUAAACUAUGACAUAGACAUACUGGAUGGAUUAGUAUUGGGUGCAGUGUUGGGAGCACACAUGCCAUUUCUGAUAAAGACUCACUUACAAGAUAUGUAUACCCACCCUGCUACAGCUGAACAGUGUCUACAUAAUGCUUUGAAGAUCACUAACGCCAUGAGAUAUGCUGGAAUAGAUUAUGAUAUCCAGGCAAUAGAUAUAACAGAUCCUAAUCCUAUUUCCUUGUUGAUGUUAUGUGUACAUUUAUACCAGAGAUUACCAAUGUAUAUUCCAAAAGCCACAUUGGACUUUACUGGACAACUCCAUACAUCUGUAUGUAGACAGGUGAAACUGAGUAACCCAAGUGGCAAGCCUUUAGUCUACCAAAUUCUCAUAGCUGGACUUGAUGCCAGAGAUUUUAGAGUUCCAAAAGGAGAUACUGUUUCUAUAGCACCAAGGUCAUCUCUUCAUCUAAAUGUGGAAUUUACCAGCAGGUUUUUGAGGCCAGCAGAAGCCAUAUUGGUAUUGGUUGGCAGACGACAUGGAUCAGCUGUUGGAUCAACAUUGACCUUUAACCUUAGAACCCAGAUAGAUAACAUUGUGCCAAAGAGUCAAAAUGAAUUUGAUGAGCAUAUAGUUAAAUGUGAAUCCCCAUGUUACGAGCUAGAAAGAAUACAGUUAACUUUAACCAAUCCUUUUAACGAAGGUGGAGACUUUAGGAUAGUUCUAGUAGAGGCUAGUACAGACCUUCUAGAUCCCACAAAGAAUGCAACACUGAUGAAAUCAAAGGAACGUAGAAAGAGAAAGGUCAGGGCUAGAAUAGACCAUGGACAGAAGAGACCAGAGACCCCACCUACUCCUCCCCCUGUCAGACCUAUUGAGGGAACAGAAAUCAAACUUAAAGAGGACCCACCAAUGAUGAGUGCUUUUUUCAGCCCUAUAUCUAGUGUUAACAUUGGACCACAGGAAACAAAAACAAUAGAGAUACACUUCCUGCCAUUCAGUGUGGGAGAUAGACAAUGUUCUGUCAUAUUUCUGAAUGAAAACAUUGGAGAAUUCCUGUACUCCGUGGAGGCUAAGUCUACCAUGCCAUUACCAGCUCCUAUUCCUUUUGUUAGAUCACAAUACAGCGUCAGAAUAAGUAGUGCUGCAGCUGCUGGCACUGGACGAGGAUUGUUUGGUGGAGAUGAUAGUGUUGUUUACUGGAAGUGUGAGGCAGGACAAACACUACAAGAGAAUAUACAUGUACCUAUUCAGAACAAGGCCAGAGAGAAGGCAUUGUUAAUGGCAUCUCAGAUACACAUGAGUGACAAAGAGUUACAAAGGCGUUCGGUGACGGGGACACUUCACUCCAGCAGUGUGACAUCACAAGUUAUCACUAAACUAUCCACCAAUGCUGCACAGAGUAUCACACAAGCAAAGGCUAAAUCUCCAAUUGGAACAUCCUAUACAGUUGAAGUGGACUCUGAGUUCUACACAGUACAGACUAAGUUACUGGUCCCACCACAGAAUAAUAGUCCCAGAAAGUCCAAGAGUGCUCCUGUAUUACCAGGUGGUUUGAAAGAACCCUCAGUAGAAUUAGCUGUAAAGUUUAAAGCCUCUGAACCUGGCCAUUAUCCAUGUACCAUUACACUGACUAGUCAAGAUGAUAUCAGAGUGUAUAAAAUAGAGUGUACUGUUAAUCCAGAGGGCAGCACUGCUGAGAUCUCUUUCUCUGCUCCUGUCCAUCAGUCUGUGACACAAGAAAUACCUAUUGUAAAUAUGACAAACCAUGAUUGGCCCCUAAAGGCAUGCAUCGAAGGAUCUGGUUUUGUAGGACCACCCAGUAUUCUAGCAAAGGCUUACAAUACUACUAGAUAUCCUCUGGUCUACAGACCACAGAAUGAAAUCCCAGUUACAGGCAAAUUGACCUUGUCCAACAUGGAGGAUGGAACUGAUCAUGUGUUCCACCUGAAUGGAACACCAAAGAAACCAUUAGCACUGGAUCAUAUUGUUGUCAAGUGUGAAGCUAAAAAGAGGUCUUCAUGUCAAUUGUCAGUCCCAAAUGUCACAAAGAAAAAGCUGUGUUAUAGGGUUGAAUCUGAUAUUCCCUUUGUUGGUGGCAAUAUGUCUCUAACAAUACUCCCUGGUAAAUCUGGAAAGUACAACAUGGAAGUGAUGCCAAGUCGAAGAGGAGUUUAUAGAGGAAUUGUAGCAUUUAUAGCUGGCAAAAAUCCUAUCGUUGAGAUAGAUAGUGACGGAGAUGAGAUACCAGACGGCGAUGAUGAUGAGAGCAGACAUUACUAUGGUUACAGAAUCUGGUACUCAUUAGAAAUCCAAGUUCAACCGUCUCCACCAGAACGUAUAAUGACAGUUGAAUGUGCUUGUCAUAAAAAGGCAUUGUUGGAAGUAAUUGUAAGAAAUCCAACUCCUGAAGAAAUAAAGCUGGAAGUAACAAUUGAAGGAAGGGAUCUAUCUGGUGCCUCAUCAAUAAUAUUAGGAGCAGGUGAAAAAGAUGUGUAUACACUCACCUAUGCUCCUGCUGUUAUAGGAAAUCAUAAAGGAAGAUUGAUAUUUUUCCAUGAGACUGUUGGGGAGUUCUGGUAUGACCUCAGACUCAAUGCUGAUUCUCCACCACAAACCACAUUGACACAUAUGGAAUGUGAACUUGGAAGAUGGACACAGCAGACAAUUCUACUGGACAAUCCUACUGAUGAAACACUUGAGUUAGUACCAACAGUAUCCAACACAAACAACUUUUCCUUAGAAAGAGAAAAUGAGCGGCCAUUGUGUUUGCGACCUCAUUCUCAGAUUGAGGUCCCUAUACAUUUUAUGCCAUCAACACUUGGCCAUGGAGACCAUAUUGCCAGAAUUAUAUUCCAUAGUCAACAACUUGGAGAAUGGAUAUUUGUAGCUUCUGGUACGGGACUGUUACCUCAACCACAGGAUCCAGUCAGUGUGUAUACUGAAGCAGGAUCUAAUAUUACACUUAUAAUACCAUUCCGUAAUCCAAUGGACCACGCUGUUAUUGUUGAUGUACAACUAAAAGAUAAUAAUGCUCAGUUAGAGAAGAUAGUGAAUGGAUACACAACAUCAGAAACAGCUUUCUGUCUUCUACUGAAACACAUGGCUAGUAUUAGAGUGGGUCCAAAGUCCACCUUAGAUAUCCCAGUAUGCUUUGCACCAACAGAGAUGACAAAGUAUGAAGCAUUGUGUACUGUUAUAGUAAGAAAAGAAGAUAAUGGCAAAUGGAUGUAUGGACCAAAAGAUAGUAGAGGAAAUCUAAUUUCUAAAACCGGAAAUGAUGGUUUAACUGAAAUUAGGUGGUUGUACCCAAUACAAGGGGUACCAGAAUCUAAACCAGUCAAGGACACAACAGGGGCAGUGGUAGAAUGUAAGGCUCGUGACCGUGUAGAGGAGAGGUUAGAGGUCACAUUGGCAGGUGUUGCUCCAGCAGCUUCAGGACCACAAAAAAAUAUAACCACAAGAUCUAUUACACCAAAAGGACAAAAACCAAAAGUAGCAGACGGCAUUGUUGUAGGGGAAAAUGAGAUUGUAUUGGGUGAAAGGUCACUCUCUCCACCAAUGGAAACUUUAGCCACAGCCGAAGAGUUUACAUUUGAAAUCAAGUAUCCAGAUGGAGACACUCAGGAUAACUUACAGAACUCAGUGGCUUUAUCUCUGGUCAGAAUACAGAGAGAGACGGCAUCAGGACUGGUCAUACUCAUCUUCAAUACAGUAUAUGCUCCAUUUAAACCAAUGAGUCACUGUGUAGAACUACAAGUACGAGCUGCCACAGGUGGUCUCUGGAAAUUCCCAUUGAAGUUUGUAGCCACUGAGCCACAGGUUGAUGAUACAAUUGUUUUAGAAGCUGCUGGAUUGGGAAAAGAUUCAAGUGUAGGAUUUAGAUUGACAAGUCAGGCUAAACAUCCAGUAUGUUACAAUGCCUAUUUUGGUGCUGGUAGUGAUCCAGAGUUUACAGUAUCUCCACAGACAGGAGAGCUACUUCCACAGGGUACUAACGGAACACUUCUAAAAAUAAACUUCCUGCCAAAUGUCUAUGGUAAACUCUACCAAGCUAAACUUAUUGUUCAGACAAAUGAUAUGCAGUGGAGUUAUGAUGUUAAAGGAACAAUACCAGAAUACAAUCCACCAAGGGGAAGAUCCUCCCAGCCUAUAGCAGGACCACACCCUGAUCCUAGGAUCAGAGGGGAGAGAAUCAGUUAUGUCAGACAGAACAUUAAGCUUAACACUACAGCUGCAUCAUCUCCUCUGAAAGGAGCACCUCUUAUACAGCGAACAAAGCUUCCAUGAAAAGAUGGAUGAUGGUGUAUAAACCAAAAAUCUAUUAACACUGUGUUUUCAUACAUAGACAGUUACAUUAGACCUUAAAGGACAUGGUCAGGGGAUGAAAUUAUGCUAAUCUUUUAAAAGAUAAUUAUAAAGGACAAUGUCCAGUACUUUGUCCAGUACUAUGUUCUGUUGAUAAUUCAUAAGUGGAAGUUUGAAUUGAUUUGUAAUACACAUUGACCAAAACCAUUUUCAAGCUGAAAGAUAUUUCUUGUAUUAUUUUCUGUUUUGAUGAAAUUUUAUAAUCUUAUCUUUUUGUGAUAAUGAAAGAUGAGUUUUAUUUAGUUAUUAUUUUCUAUUGGUUUGUUUUUCUACAGCAUUUUACUUCUUUACUGAAAAUACAUGAAUGAUAAAUUUAGAAUUUGUAUCUAGGAUGCUAUCAAUGUACAUAAUUUUAUUUUAUCCAUGCAGCAAAUAGAGAUGUGAAUUAUAAGUGAACUAUUUUUUAUACUUUUUAAUCUUUUCAUUUUCUUUUGAAUUUAACAAAUCUAUUCUGCAAUAAUUACAAAUGAUCUAUUUUUUUACUGUUUUAUUUCCUAUUGUCUCUCAUUCCGUCCAGCAUUUAGUGAAACUGCUGUUAUAAAUAGCAUUAGUUACUUACUGAUUUGAUUUAUUGUCAAUUAGUGGCCCAAAGACUGUUGUAUAAAUAUAUAUUUUCAUGUUGUUAUAGAUAAAUUUGUUAAUGUUUUCUUCCUAAUAAUCUCAUGAAAAGUUACUCAGAAACAUUUUGAAAAGAAAAAGAAAAUUGAAAAUGCAAAUGGGGAAAAAUACAUGUACUUACAGCGAGAGAAAUCUAAAAGUAUAUCAGAUGUACAAUCUAUAAACAUUUGCUCAGGUUACCAUCUUUCUAUCGGUGUAAUUUUCUUAUUAAGGAAGGACUAUUGGAAAUCAUGUUAACAUGGUAUAUCUUUCAAUUGUUUGUGAUAAAGUGGAAUGAUUCUUUUUUAUUUUAACUCUACUUAAGUCCAUUAAUGUUUAUUAUUAACUUUAAAAAAAAUAUUUCUUGAAUGCCAAGCAUUCUCAUAAAACUUGCUCCAAAUUAUUACAUUGUUGUACUGAUUUUUUUCUUUUAACAAAAAUCAACCAGAAGCUUGAAAUGUUUAUAUUUUCCAAUACUUGUAACAGAAAUAGUAUUAAAUAUCUUCUCAUGUGAUUUUGCAUGAAACUAAAUGUCAAAGAAGUUAAUUUACCCAAACAAGUAGUAAGUAAUGUAGCAACCAAAUCUUUAAAUUAUAAUAAGUAUAUACUAUGUCUGUGAUGUGUUUGAUUUUGUAUUGUUAACUAAACGUGACCCUUGUCAUCUGUGAUAUAAUCUCUAUUUUUUAAGUUUUGGGUUUUUAUUGUGAAAUUUAUUUAUUAUGUGGACAAUACCGAAUAAAGUAUAUUUACAUUCAUAUAUGAAAA
Messenger RNA from Mytilus trossulus (common blue mussel), 11242 nucleotides. Its product is annotated as cilia- and flagella-associated protein 47-like. NCBI's taxonomy places the organism in Eukaryota, Metazoa, Mollusca, Bivalvia, Mytilida, Mytilidae. Gene Ontology annotation, cellular component: cilium. Bases 107 to 9802 code for a protein of 3231 amino acids. Gene Ontology annotation, molecular function: protein binding. Gene Ontology annotation, biological process: cilium assembly. The record is from RefSeq and is a predicted model, not a curated record. The transcript has 62 exons.